Cryptotermes secundus is the source of this 411-nucleotide messenger RNA. RefSeq names its product histone H4. The record is from RefSeq and is a predicted model, not a curated record. Gene Ontology annotation, biological process: nucleosome assembly. The transcript has a single exon. The coding region runs from base 48 to 359 and encodes 103 amino acids. NCBI's taxonomy places the organism in Eukaryota, Metazoa, Arthropoda, Insecta, Blattodea, Kalotermitidae. Gene Ontology annotation, molecular function: DNA binding; protein heterodimerization activity; structural constituent of chromatin. Gene Ontology annotation, cellular component: nucleosome.
GAUUAUCUGUAAAGUCAGAAGUAGCUUGAAGUCAGAGGUUGCUGAAGAUGACUGGUCGUGGCAAGGGUGGAAAAGGUUUGGGUAAAGGUGGGGCGAAGAGGCAUAGAAAGGUUCUGCGGGAUAAUAUCCAAGGCAUUACGAAACCUGCUAUUAGGCGUCUGGCUCGUCGUGGCGGUGUGAAGCGCAUAUCUGGCCUUAUUUAUGAGGAGACUCGUGGCGUGUUGAAAGUCUUUCUGGAGAAUGUUAUCCGCGAUGCCGUAACAUACACUGAGCAUGCAAAGCGGAAGACCGUGACUGCAAUGGAUGUGGUCUAUGCUUUGAAGAGACAGGGCCGUACUUUGUAUGGCUUUGGAGGUUAGAGGCUUCAUAUGAUGGGCGCGUAACAUACGCAGCACAAACGGUCCUUUUCAG